AUGGCACCUCACUCCGCCCACGUCCGUAAGCGACAAUACCAGCCUUCCAACCAAUCCCGCCUCGAUUCCUUCUUCGACCGCGAUGGAAGCGACUCGCCGUCCCACAGAUCGAGAUCGCCUAUGUCGCCGCCUGUCCCAGCCGAUACGCAGGCUGCCUUGCUAACCGUCGGCAUGCGAAUUCGCAAGUCUGUUCCGGAAGGCUACAAGACACACAAGACAAUCGGCAUGGACGGAUUCCCCUUCCCAAGCUCUGCUCCACCUGCUUCUUCAGCACCAGCCCGACCAACGAUCAGCCCCACGCAGACUCGAGAACUCAUGCCGUUCUGCGGCCUUCAUAAGACUGGAGGCUGGGCUGCGCAAGGAGCUCCUUCCUCUUCGGCUCCGCCGGGCCUCGAGCGGGAUGAAGAUGGAGACGAUGAUAUGCCGGAGCUUUCGACGUCGCAGAACUCGAUUGUCUCUUCGCAGAAUAGCUCAGGAACGACUCUGCCACCAUACAAAGCUCCCAAAAAGCGCACAUACGAGGAAGAGAUGGACGACUUUGACGACGCGAUUCUGGACGAGAUGGAGGCUGCCGAUGGACACAUGUCCCAGCCGGCCCGGCCUAUGGCUCGUAUGAAGUCUUCAACGCAGAAGACUGUUCAGAGCCAUGGCGUGAGGAUAUUCGGGAGCGAUGAUUUCGAAGAGGCCACCUUCUUGGUCCCGGAGGAGGACAUGGAUAUGGAGCAGUAG
This is a messenger RNA of Lecanosticta acicola, 729 nucleotides long. Lineage: Eukaryota; Fungi; Ascomycota; Dothideomycetes; Mycosphaerellales; Mycosphaerellaceae. The record is from the annotation of a GenBank genome assembly.